AUGCAGACCGCUAUGCGUGCCACGAGCAUGAAUGCAGUGUUGCUGUCUGUGCGCGCCGACCUGUCCAUCAGCGGCGACAGCCUGGGCAACAACGCGCCCGCCGUGCGCAACCUGGCGUGGGGAAGCUUCUGGGUGCAGCUGCCGCUGACGGUGGUGUCGGCGUCCAUCCUGUUUUUCGCGAGCUUCGUCACAGCGCAGUCGCCUCCCGACAUCAGCCGCAUCUUCACGUUCCUGGGCAUCGUGGCCUCCUUCAUUUCCACAUUCUUCGCACACGGCUUCCUGACACUGGCCCGCCAGGCCAUUAACGAGGGCAAGGCCGUCAGGCGCAGCGCCCUCGUGCAGAACCUGGUGCGCAACACCAACAUCAACCUGGCCGGCAUCGGCGUGGUGCUGCUCGGCCUGCAGGCCUCGGUGGGCACCCUGGUAUCCAAGACCAUGCUGGGCGCCGCCAACGCGCCCUACGCCACCCCGCAGCCGGGGGCCACCCUGGUCUCCCUGGACGUCUUCUCCCUCCAGGCGUCCACCAACGUCCUGUUGGCCCACUUUGUGUCCAUCGUGUUCACAAACCUCAUCCUCUCGCGGGUCAACAAGGCCACGGCCCAGGCUGCGUGA
This is a messenger RNA of Monoraphidium neglectum, 612 nucleotides long. RefSeq lists its product as hypothetical. NCBI's taxonomy places the organism in Eukaryota, Viridiplantae, Chlorophyta, Chlorophyceae, Sphaeropleales, Selenastraceae. The record is from RefSeq and is a predicted model, not a curated record. The coding region runs from base 1 to 612 and encodes 203 amino acids. The transcript has 6 exons.